Molecule: messenger RNA, 5842 nt
Organism: Hypanus sabinus (Atlantic stingray)
Lineage: Eukaryota; Metazoa; Chordata; Chondrichthyes; Myliobatiformes; Dasyatidae
Product: centrosome and spindle pole-associated protein 1
Exons: 31
Coding region: 15-3734 (1239 amino acids)
Biological process (GO): positive regulation of cytokinesis
Cellular component (GO): microtubule; centrosome; spindle pole
Source: RefSeq, a predicted model, not a curated record
UGCGAGCGGCCGUGAUGCACGAUGGUUCGGGGCGAUCGAUGGGAGCGAGCGGGCGAGCUGGUGCGUGCGCCUCUCGCGCGGACGGAUUCAAAUCGCCGGCGGCGAGCGCGAGGCGCGGCGGCGAGUGCACUUUGCUGAAAAUGGCAGAUGAAUUAGAAAAGUUCCUUGAAGAACAAAGGGCCAAAUUAGCACAAGAUAAACUCAAGCUGGGCCAAGAUCCACCAUAUAUGGAAAUGCGAACAAAAUCUUCAGACCCAGUCGGUGCCACCAAUCAAGCAGUUGACUCAACAGCCAAUGGAAAUAGCCUCCCAAUUAUUCAGCCUACAAAACAAUAUCCACAUACCGAUAGAUCUAAAGAAGAAAACUAUGGGUUAAGCCUGCCACUUGGAUUAGAAUAUGAUCAAAAGAAGCAGAAAUUGAAGGAAGAACUUCGUCAAGACUACAGACGCUAUAUGGCUGAGAAAAAUUCUAGGAUUGAAAGGGAGUUGCAGUCAACAGUUGAAAACCUUUCACUUCCCAUUUCUGACAGAAAAUCAGCGAAGGACAGAUUGAGAAUGGAAAGAAACCAAGAAUACAAUGAAUUAUUAAGAGAACAAGAUAAAUAUGAGCAAUUAAGAAGAGAUGGCAGGUGGAUUCCAAAGGAAAAUAUUGAUCCUUCGGAUGAAUCCGGAUUUCAGGCUGCACGUCACUUAAGAUCUGGUCAACAAUCACAUGAAUCUGUUUCUUAUAAGAAUGAUGCACGUACAAUGGAGGCCUACGAAAAGUUGUUGAAUAAAAAGCGUCAGGAAGAGGAUAGAUAUCGCAGUUCUGAUGAUCCUGAGGUUGGUCAUCGAAGGUUAUUCCAUUCCAGAAAUGUGCAGACACAAACAGAAAGAUCAGGGGAUUAUGAAAAUAAUUUUCCAGAUUCAAGCAAGUACUUUCAGAGAUUGAAAAAUGAAUACAGGCAGUACAAAGAGCGGUAUGAUCAGGAGCUACCACUGUACAUUCAGGAUGAAUAUAAGAAAGAAUACGGAAGGCGUCCUGUUUCAGCCACAGAAAAAUCUAGAUAUUUAAUAAAUGAAGUACAUGAUUCACCAAGAGAACGCUCCAAGUCUGCUUUAGUGAAAGAUGAUGCCAUAUUUGGUACUGGUUUAUUAUUAGGUAACAAUGAACGCGAGAGUGCUCAAAGAAGAAGAAUGGAAAGAUACAGACAAGAAUUGUUAGAACAAAUAUCAGAAAGGCAGAAAAGCAAGAAAAGGGAGAAGGAGCUUGAGCUCAAUGUUGCUGCUUCAGGAGCUGUUGAUCCAGAGAAGGAACCAGAUCGAAUAAGGCAGUUUGGUGCUAUUACGCACCAACAUAAUUCCCGCAGACGUGCUGCCGCUGACCAAAAAGGUAAAGUCCUUAUUGGAAAAUAUUCAAGUGAUGACCGAUCUGCUGAGGAACAGCCACCAGAGCGACCCAGGGUAGCUUUCCAGGCCCCUGCAGCUGAUGAAAGGAAUCACAGUAUUGGUCUGCCUGAUGGAAUGUGGAAUCCUCUUAGGAAUUUAAUGGCUCCAAGGGUCACUACUGUUCCUCCCCCUCCACCACCUGCGCUGACGGAACAUUACCAUACACCUUAUGACAGUGCAUAUUAUUUUUAUGGGGCUAGAAAUCCCUUGGAUCCAAACUUGGCUUACUAUGGUCCAGGAGUCAUUGGAACACAUCCUGUAUCCUUGAUCAACCCUCAAAAUGGGCUGUCCAAUGUACCCAUGCAAGGUUAUCUACAUAAUUCGUCGGUAGAUCAAUCUUAUGUGCCAAAUGUUCGUGAUGCCUCUACUUCUAAGAACUUAGAUGGUGGAUUCUUGCCAGAGCAACAAGCAUUUUUAUCAAAGGAAAGUACACAAACUUACCAGGAUUUCUUGAAAAAGCAGAUGCAAGAAAGAGAGGAAAGGAAGAGAAAAGAAAAGGAGGAAACAGAGAGAUAUGAUGCAAAACUUGAGCAGGAAAUGAAAAUAUACAAUCCAUGGGGAAGAGGAGGAGGAGGAGCACCUCUUAGAGAUGCAGAAGGAAAUUUGCUAACUGAUCUGAAGAAAAUGCAUAAGCAGAAUGAAAAUGCCUAUAGAGACUUCCCUCAUCAAGGAAAUCAAGACUCCAAAAAUACAGUACCCCUUAAUUUGAAUUUAACCAGACCAGGUGCGGAUACUCCUCAACAGAAAGCCCAAGGGUUUACAGUUGCAAAUGCACCACAGAUUUACCAAGGAAACCCAAUGAUUGAACAACAUACUGAAAGAAAAGUACCUGAUCAGGAAAAAUAUAAAGAAUACCUACGCUUACAAAUUGAGGAAAAGCGACGCAAAGCAGAAGAAGAACGUGAAAAAUGUAAACUUGAAGAGCAACGAGAGGAAAAACGAUUAGCUGAGCAGAGAGCACGAAUUGCAAAAGAACUUGAAGAGGAGCAAGAAAAGAAACGACGUAAAGAAGAGGAGCAAAGGCUUAAAAAUGAAGAAAUUGUACGGUUAGCUGAAGAACGUCGAAAAUUAGCAGAAAAAAAACGAAAAGAAGAAGAAGAAAAGCAGGAGUUGUUGUUUCGACAGCAAGCAGAAAGGGAACGGUCUGCAAGGGCAGAUGAGAAGAGACCACCUUCCCCACCAAUUCCAACUGUGAAGAACAAACAGUUUACAUUUCCAAGAGCUGAUUUGUCUCCUGCAAAUGUUUCCAUCCAUGAAUUAGACUUGGAUCGUCCACAUUCAGGGACCAAGUCGCCGCCUGUUCCUGCUAGACGGAAUCAGCUUCGAGCGCAUGAAGAAAAGAGAGAUAUAAUUAGUGAACUAUCGGCUUUGAGAAGACAGCUGCGAAGUGAGGAACGCCGUCUUGAGGACCAGUUUCAAAAUGCUGAUAUAGAAGAUGAUGGAGCAGUUGCAAAUGUCAGGAAGCGAGAAAGAAAUCAGGUUGAUGUUUUUGACUUGGCCAGGCAGCGUAUACAGGCCCUGGUACACCGACCUUCUUCAAAAGGAAUGGAAUCUGUUAAUUUACAAAACAUUAGAGAAUUCAAUGACCUGAAGUACAGAGAUUCAGCAACACGUGCUCAAGUAAGACAAAUGUAUCCAGACCCUCCAAAUGAUAGUAACACACUGGAGAUUCAACAGGAGGCCUUAUUAAGAGAGCAGAAGAAGAAACUGGAUGGUAUGAAAAGGAAAGCAGCUUCCAAUAUGAAUUCACACCAUAUUGAUUUGCAGACCAGAGAUUCACAGGAAGAUUUGACAAAAAAUUCAUUGCUGGAAUCAGAAAGUGCCUUUUUAGGAAGUCAUGGAGAAACCUUCCAUUAUCCUGUAGAUGCUGAGACAACAACAGGUAAACUACCUCCUCGUGAGAGACGGCGUCGGAAUCAAAGCAGACAGAACUUGGAAUCUGAAGGUCGUCCUGCUGUGCAACCCAUAUCACAGCCAGAUUCCAUCUCUCUGCACUCUGUGUCCAGUUUUAAUUUGGAUCAAGUAAGAGCCAGAAAUGAACAGCGAAUGAAACGUUUGCAAGAUCUUCAGCAUUCAGGUAAUGAUAUCACAGUGGAAGAUGAUGACAUUCUGGGCCAAUUCAUUUCAAAAGAUAAGGGAAGACCAAUCUCUGUUGAAACAGAGGCUACGGAAGUAUGGCUACGACCAGGAACAUCAGAAACUUUAAAGAGGUUUAUGUCUGAUCACACACAGCUUGACCGAGGACCUUCAGCCAAUACAUCUGCUUUCAACUGGAGAAGUCAAAGGCACUUUACAAUAAAUGACUAAUUUGGCUGAGAAAAUUAAUGAAUAUGUUUGCCUUCAAGAGAGAAAAGUAGACAUUAUCGCUGCACUUUGUUACUUGGGUAAAGUUCAGGUCAUUGUAUACAAACGAUUUUCUCCUGCAAACCACUUUGUGGCCUUUAAUGAAAUGCAAAACAACCUCGAAGAAUCUUUAAUCUAUUUGCUGUUUCUCACCAAAUGUAUAUUGAAAUGAUUUCCACAUGAUCAACAAUUCAGAAAAUUACACUGGAAAAGGUCUAAACAAAUUUUGAAUAUUAAACCUGGCACCAAACUGUGCUGCUAACUAAAUGUAACUUCUAUUUUUUUCAUUCAUGAUUUUAUAACUUAUGUUGAUAUUCAAAUCUGUUGCAAUGACGUGUGUUUAAAAUAAAACUUAGUAAAGCUGUAUUUUAAAAGGAAAUUUAUAGUUACCUCAGCAUUGAUAUAUAAAUGCAGGAAUGAGUAUUCCUCUUGUGCCCUGUGUAUUAAACAUUUCAAUCCUGGGAAAAAGAUACUGUCUUUCUACUCAUUCAUCUCAUCAUCUUUUAAUCUCUAUCAGAUCUUCUUUCAACCUCCACCACUCCAUAGAAAACAACCCAAGUUUGUCUGACCUCUUGUUAUAGCAUAUGCCCUCUAUUUCAGGCAGCAGCCUGGUAAACCUCUUCUGCGCCCUCUCCAAAGCCAUGACAUUGUUCCUUUAAUGGGGCAACCAGAAUUGUAUGUAAUACUCCAGAUGUGGUCUAAUGAGUUUUUUUUAAAAAGCUGUAACAUUCUGAUUUUUUAACUCUAUGUCUAAGAAAGGCAAGCAUGCCAAGUGCCUUUUUAAUUUGUGUAGCAACUUUCAGGGAGCUAUGAAUCUCAAGAUCCCUCUUCUCAUCAACACUGUUGAGGGUUUGGAAGACAUAGAACAUUAGGCCAUUCAGGCCAUUGAGUCUGCUCUGCUAUUCCAUCAUGGCUGAUUUAUUAUUCUUCUCAACCCCAUCCUCCUGCCUUCUCUCCAUAACCUUUGUACCCUGACUAAUCAAGAAAAUAUCAACCCCAGCUUUAAAUGUAUUCAAUGACUUGUCCUCCAUAGCUACCAAUGGCAAUGAGAAGUACCCUCUAGUUAAAGAACCAUCAUUUCAUCGCUGUUCUUAAUGGAUGUCCCUCUAUUCUGAGGCUGUGUCCUCUGGUCCUAGACUCACCCACUCUAUCCAGGCCCUUUAAUAUUCAAUAGGUUUCAUUGAGAUACCCCCCACCCCCAAUCCUUCCAAACUACAGUGAGUGCAGACCCAGAGCCAUCAAAUGCUCCUCAUACAUUAACCUUUUCAUACCCAAAAUCAUUCACCUCUGAACCUACCCUGACCCCGUAACAAUGCCAGCAACAUCCUUGCUUAGAUUAGGGGUUCAAAACUGCUCACAAUACUCCCAAAUGCAAUCUGAUCAAUGCCUUAUAAAGCCUCAGCAUUAGAUACUUGAUAUUACAUUCUAGUCCACUCGAAAUUAAUACUAACAUUGCAUUUGCCUUCCUUACUUCUGAAUCAGCCUAAAAGUUAACCAUAGGGAAUCCUACACGAUGACUUCCAAAUCCCCUUUGCACCUCUGAUUCCUUAAUUUUCUUCUCGUUUAGAAAAAUAGACUAUGGCUUUAUUCCUUCUACCAAAGUACAUAACCAUACACUUCCCUACCCUACUUUCCACCUGUCACUUCUUUGCCAUUUCUUCCAAUCUAAGUCCUGUAGACUUCCCGCCUCCUCAACACUACCUGCCCCCCACCUAUCUAUUGUCUGCAAACUUGGCUAUGAGGCCAUCAAUUCCAUAAUCCAAAUCAUUGACAAAUAACAUGAAAAGAAGCAGUUUCGAUUCCAACCCGUGUGGAAUACCUCUAGUCACUGGCAGCCAAACAGAGCAGGUCCCCUUUAUUCCCACUCUUUGCCUCCUGCCAGUCAGGCAAUCUUCCAAGCACGUGAGUAUAUCACCACGGGCUCCUAUCUUUUGAAAAUCUAAGAAAAUCCAUUGACUCCUUUCUUUAUCCUGCCCGUUAUUUCCUCUAAGAAUUUAGACAGAUUUGUUAGGCAAGAUUUCCCCUUAAAGAAACUAUGUUGACUUUGGCCUAUUUUAUCAUGUGCCUCCAAG